Molecule: messenger RNA, 801 nt
Organism: Stereum hirsutum FP-91666 SS1
Lineage: Eukaryota; Fungi; Basidiomycota; Agaricomycetes; Russulales; Stereaceae
Exons: 6
Coding region: 1-801 (266 amino acids)
Source: RefSeq, a predicted model, not a curated record
AUGACUUGUGGCUCGGACGUCGCUCUUGAGAGCAUGGAGUACGUCUUCCCUCAAUCUACACUCGACACCGCUGGGUUUGACGCUGAUGCUCAUGACUAUGACUAUGCUGACUGUGGUACGCGGCGAAAUAGCGCUCGACGAGCGAUUCCGUAUGAGAUGGGGUUCAUGAAGAACGUCCUCCUCCGGGCCCUGAACAACAUCUAUUCUCUCGGUGUCUCCGACGACAUAAUGACGCAGAAAGCAGAGUUUGAGAAAUAUAUCGUUGGUGUAUGUGGAGUUUUGUUAGUUCAUAUUCAAGGUGACAUCAACUUCUUCACCACCCCAAGCCAAUCCGGGAUCGUCCUCUCCGACGAGGCCGUACUCGGGAACGAAUGUCUUCCUGAAUUGAAAGAUAUUGUGGAGGAUGUGAAGAGGUUGCAGGAGGUUCUGCGUGGAUGGGUCGAGUCUGGCGACUACGAUUCCUCGCAGCUGCUCGACCUCCUCGCAUUUGGGCCCGACCUGGCCAAGAGGAUGCACGCGCAAGUCAAUGCUGUGGAUGUGGAUCGUUUGAUCGAAGUCGUUGAUGAGGAGGAGGUCAAGGAGAUGUUGAGCGCGAACGUGGAGUGGUUCGCAGGACAUAACGACCUGCCUUUCCUCAUCCCGUUCCUCCAGGCCCAUCACGAUAUCGAGACCUCGAGCCAUUGGCCUCCUAUCACCGAAGAAGGAAGACAGGUGUUGCCGGUCUUGGCGGAGCAGUAUGCUGGGUACGUCGACACGCUCCCCUUCUUCACCCAACCGUCACCCCUUAUGGCUCCGGGGUGA